This is a messenger RNA of Porites evermanni, 396 nucleotides long. The record is from the annotation of a GenBank genome assembly. NCBI's taxonomy places the organism in Eukaryota, Metazoa, Cnidaria, Anthozoa, Scleractinia, Poritidae.
AUGGUGCAGUUGGAAGGUGAAUUAGUGAAGAACCAAAACCUCGAACUCGACAAAGAUUACCUCGUUCUUGCAAGUAUCGAUUCCUCAUCGGACGACGACGGCCAAUGCGACGAAAACGAUGUCUUCAACACAAGUUGCCACGGAAGUCAUUUCAAACGAAUGAAGGAGGAACCGACACAGUGCGACGAAUAUGCCAUCAAGCGAAGAAAGCUUCACACACAACUAGACUUGAUGAAUUCUAUACUCAUGUCCAUGUCGUUCGGUGGGAACGUUACAUUCUCUGAUGAACUAUUCAGUGACGGUUCUGCUUCACGCAAUAAACGAACAGUGUCAAGGAAAUUGCCAACCAAACGACUGGCCGCACGAAAAACGAAAAGCAACAACCACUGUAGAUAG